GAAAGAGAUGUCAUACAUUUGACGGUCGAUGUUGUGGACAAUUUGAUCCCAUGUUAAUAAGUCUUCCCUCUUUCCAAUUACCAUUAUAGCAACAGGUUUGUUGAGGUUAAUCCCCCAAAUCUUGUUAGGGUCCAAUUUCCCAUAUUGCAUUGGGGGCUCUGUGUCAGACAGGUGCACCGUCCUGAUCUUGAAAAUAAGAAAAGCUGAUCCAAAAGAUAAGAUCAAUGUCCUGAACAGAGUGUCUGUGGGUUCAGUGUUUGUCCUCACAGUUGCUUCGUUUAGGCGCCAUGCAAAGCAACAGCACGCCGUGGAGCUCCAGCCCCCAUCCUUCAUCCAUCCACGCUGAGAUGGUGACUGCGGUGCCCACCAUCUUCCCGCGGGUGGGCUACAGUAUUCUUUCUUUCCUCAUGUUCAUCAACACGUUGUUGUCCGUUUUUAACAACAGCCUCGUCAUCACCGUGAUGCUGAAGAACCCGUCUCUCCUCCACCCGAUGAACGUUUUCAUCCUCAGCCUUGCUGUGUCUGACCUCAUGAUUGGCCUGUGUGGCUCUUUGGUGGUCACCAUCACUAACUACCAGGGCUCUUUCUUCAUUGGCCACACAGCCUGUGUGUUUCAGGGAUUUGCUGUCAAUUAUUUUGGUUUGGUGUCUCUCUGCACUCUGACCAUGCUUGCCUACGAGCGGUACAACGUGGUGUGUAAUCAGAAAGCCGGUUUGAAGUUGAGCAUGCGACGAAGCAUCACUGGGCUACUGUUUGUCUGGCUCUUCUGUUUGUUUUGGGCCGUGACUCCAUUAUUAGGCUGGAGCUCCUAUGGACCCGAGGGAGUGCGGACCUCGUGCUCUCUGGCCUGGGAAGAAAGAUCCUGGAGUAACUACAGCUAUCUCAUUCUCUACACACUCCUCUGCUUCAUUUUCCCUGUUGCCAUCAUCAUCUACUGCUACUCCAAAGUGCUCCAAUCCAUGAAAAAGAUCAACAGGAGUGUGGAGCUUCAGGGUGGGCGUUCCAGCAAAGAGGAAAAUGAUCAUGCCAUCCAAAUGGUCCUGGCCAUGAUUAUAGCCUUUUUUAUUUGCUGGCUACCCUACACGGCAUUGUCAGUGGUGGUAGUGGUGGACCCGGAGCUCUACAUCCCUCCCCUGGUUGCAACCUUGCCUAUGUACUUUGCCAAGACCAGCCCAGUCUAUAAUCCCAUCAUCUACUUCCUUUCCAACAAACAGUUCCGUGAUUGCACGUUGGAGGUGCUGUCGUGCGGACGCUACAUUCCCCAUGGACCCACGAGAGUCAGCAUCAACAUGGCUCCCUUGAACAGGAGGAGCCGACUCACUUCCUUAAACAGGAGCGUUAGCAAGCAAUGCAGGGUUUUGCCUCUGUGACUGUGAUACAUAGAUAGAGAUGAAGAUGGUUGUUUUUUUGUUUUUUUCAUUGUGAUUUGUUUAGAUCAGUGUUAAACUGUUGACUGCCUUUUUCAUAUAGAUAUUUGCAGGUUUUUAUGCGCGUGGGGAAACUAGCCGAAAAGAAAACAAUGACUGAAAAUAAGGUGGUUUUUUUUUGGUUUUCCCCACAUGACUGGGCAAGUCAAAUAAAAUCACACCCCUGAUGUUUUGUUCGCAAAUAAAAUGCGCUGGGCCUCUGUUUGUUUUUGGUGAAUGUAUGAAAACGUUCCUUACUUUCACAAGUCACAUAAGUAGUUAAUGUUUUUAGGGAUUUGGCUGAUGAAAUAUCGAGUCCGUAGACUAUUCCACUUUUUUUUUAUAUUACAUUUUGACUGUUUUCUGGGGACAAGUGCCCAGACUGUAUGUAUAAUAUGCUGCAAGCCCUUCUUUCUCUGUAAUAUGAUUUAGCAAGGAAAUAAA
Molecule: messenger RNA, 1850 nt
Organism: Solea solea (common sole)
Lineage: Eukaryota; Metazoa; Chordata; Actinopteri; Pleuronectiformes; Soleidae
Product: parapinopsin-like
Exons: 4
Coding region: 288-1370 (360 amino acids)
Biological process (GO): visual perception; G protein-coupled receptor signaling pathway
Cellular component (GO): photoreceptor outer segment; membrane
Molecular function (GO): G protein-coupled receptor activity
Source: RefSeq, a predicted model, not a curated record